Zonotrichia leucophrys gambelii is the source of this 2187-nucleotide messenger RNA. RefSeq lists its product as uncharacterized. NCBI's taxonomy places the organism in Eukaryota, Metazoa, Chordata, Aves, Passeriformes, Passerellidae. Gene Ontology annotation, biological process: protein autophosphorylation; G protein-coupled receptor signaling pathway. The record is from RefSeq and is a predicted model, not a curated record. The coding region runs from base 1 to 2187 and encodes 728 amino acids. Gene Ontology annotation, cellular component: cytoplasm; membrane. The transcript is spliced from 9 exons. Gene Ontology annotation, molecular function: protein serine/threonine kinase activity; ATP binding; G protein-coupled receptor activity.
AUGGAAAAGGAGGCUGCGAGGAACAGGAAGGAUCCCCGGGACACCCAGGCAGACAAGAAGCUGAGGAUUGGGACCAGGGAUGACAAAUCCCCACAGCAGAACAUCAAGGAAGAGGCUGUUAUGAGUGACUCCAGGGCACAGGAAUCCAACGGGGAGGAAACUCCCCAGAGAUUCCACAGGAAGAGGGGCUCCAAACCCAGUCUGGGGUGCUCUGAGGAGGAAAGACCCACCCUGAGCCAGGAAGGUGGACAGAGCUUCAGGCAGAGCUCAGAGUUGGUGGUCCAUGAGCAGCUUCAUGACGGGGAGAAGCCCCACAAGUGCUUGCAAUGUGGGAAGAGUUUCAGACAGAGCAGCACCCUGAUUCGCCACCAACGCAUCCACACCGGGGAAUGGCCCUACGAGUGUGGGGAAUGUGGGCAGGGCUUCAGUUACAGGUCAGAACUCAUCAGGCACCAACGCAUCCACACUGGGGAGAGGCCCUACGAGUGUCCCCAGUCAGAGUAUUUCCUCCUGACCAUCAUGUGCUACGACCGCUACGUGUCCAUCUGCAAACCCCUGCACUACGGGACCCUCCUGGGCAGCAGAGCUUGUGCCCACAUGGCAGCAGCUGCCUGGGCCAGAACCCAGAUUUGGAAAUUUCCUUAUGCCAGCAGCGCCCAAAUCCGGCAGAUUUCUGUUGCUGCCAACGACAUCAUCCAGAUCUGGUGUUUGCUGGCAGCACCAGCGCCCAGAUCUGAAAACUUCCUGGUGCUGGCACAGCCCAAGUCCAUCUUUCUCCUUUUCUUUCUCUUUCUCUCUUUCUUUCUCUUUCUCUCGCUUUCCCGCUGUCGGGCACCCUUCCCUCGGGGUCCCUUGCCUGGUGUCCCUCUCCUCUCCCCGCCUCCCUCUCCCCUGCCGGGCCGGGCCAUGCCCCCGGCCCGCCCCCGGCCCCGGGCGGGGCUGCCCCGUGCCCGGCCCCGGCCGUCCCGCCGUGGUCUCGCCUUCGCCCGGCUCUGGCCGUACUGGCGGUGGCGCUGCUGGGCGGCCAUCAGUGCCUGGUGCGGGGGCGGCAUCGCCGCCCUUCGGCUCCGCCUGGCCCGAGCCCGGCCCCGGACCCGACGCAGGGUCCAGUCCCGACCCCGGCCCCGGCCCCGGCCCCGGCCCCGGCCCCGGCCCCGGCUCCUCCCGGGGCCCGCGGAGGACACACGCGGCGCGGCCGCUCCCGCCGCCUCCGCUGCGGAUUCCCCGGCCCGAGCUCCGCCGCUCGGCAGCGCGGCCUCCGGCCCCGAGCCGCCGAGGCCCGGGGCGGGUGGGGAUGCCGGGCCCGGGGCGGGUGAGGGGCGCUCGGGGGCCGUGGCUGGCCCCGGGCCGAGCGCUGACAGCCGCGUCCCGCCCGCACGGAAGGCGCAGGACGCCCUGCAGGAGCGGUACCGGCUGGGUUCGCUGCUGGGGCGCGGCGGCUUCGGCAGCGUCUUCGCGGCCACGCGGAUCUCGGACGGCGCCCCGGUGGCCAUCAAACGCGUGCCGCGGGAUCGCAUCCGGCACUGGGGCGAGCUGCCCGACGGCACCAGCGCACCCCUGGAGGUCGUGCUUCUGGCCAAGGUGUCCCGUGGCUGUGGCGGUGUCAUUCAGCUCCUGGAGUGGCUGGAGCUCCCCGACGGCUUCCUGCUGGUGCUGGAGCGUCCGGAGCGGUGCCAGGAGCUCUCGGGUUUCCUGGCGGAGCGAGGGUUCCUGCCGGAGGAGGAGGCGCGGAUGCUGUUCCGCCAGGUGCUGGAGGCCGUGCGGCACUGCACCAGCUGCGGGGUCCUGCACCGGGACAUCAAGCCCGAGAACAUCCUGCUCGACCUGGCUAGCAGGCAGCUGAAACUGAUCGACUUUGGCUGUGGCGCCUUCCUCCAAGACACAGCCUACACCCAGUUUGCAGGAACCCUGUCCUACAGCCCACCAGAGUGGAUCCAGCACCAACGCUACCACGGCGAGGCAGCCACGAUCUGGUCCCUGGGCCUCCUGCUGUGCCACCUGGUCAUGGGGAAGCACCCGUUCAGGAGGGGCCAGGAGAUCAUCCGGGGGCGGAUCUUGUUCCCACGAUGGCUCUCUCAAGCGUGCCAAGAUGUCAUUAAGAGGUGUUUGUCCAUGCAACCCUCGGACAGGCCAUCCUUAGAAGAUCUUUUCUGUCAUCCUUGGGUGAAGGAUGUUUCCCUGCCCUAG